Messenger RNA from Plasmodium gaboni, 1036 nucleotides. Its product is annotated as putative RNA-binding protein. The transcript has a single exon. The annotation marks the transcript as partial. The record is from RefSeq and is a predicted model, not a curated record. NCBI's taxonomy places the organism in Eukaryota, Apicomplexa, Aconoidasida, Haemosporida, Plasmodiidae. Gene Ontology annotation, molecular function: RNA binding.
AUGGUUGAGAGUGGGUGUAGCUUACUAAUUCGUAAUUUAAAUUACGAUACUAGUCCAGAUAAAGUAAGAAAAAUAUUUGAAAAUGUUGGAAGAGUUAAAGACGUCUAUUUACCUUUAGAUCACUACACAAGGAAGCCCCGUGGUUUUGGAUUUGUAGAAUAUUUUGAAUCUAAAUAUGCAAAAGAAGCUAUAAAUAUUUUAAAUCACUCAAGAAUUGAUGGUAAUGAAAUUAGAAUAAUUAUUGCUCAGAAUAGAAGGAAAUCACCUGAUACUAUGAAAUUUUAUCAUAAUGAAUAUCUUUAUAAUUAUAGACAUAAAGAUAAUAGGAAAUAUAAUAAUAGUAGAAACUACAAAAGGAAAUACAAUAAAUAUUAUAGAACCCAUGAAACAGAUAGAAGUAGAUAUAAAAGAAGAAGUACCAGUUCAUCUUUAGAGAAAUAUAAAAAAAGAAAAAAAAAUUAUACUAAAUAUUCAACAAGUACAGAUAGCCAUAGUCUCACAUCUUUGUCUUCUUAUUCUUCUACUACAUCAUCUAUAUAUAAAGGAAGUGAUGAUAAUGAAUAUUAUAAUACAAGAAGAAAAAGAAGAAGAAGCAGAAGAAGAAAAACACCAAAAAAUGAAAAAACACCAAAAAAAGAAAAAAGACAAAAUAAAGAAAAAAGACAAAAUAAAGAAAGAAGACUAAACAGAGAAAGGUCUAUUAGUGAUACCAGCAGUUACAAUAGUCUUAGAGAAGAAAAAAAAGAACAAGAUGAAAACAAACAAGUGGUUUAUAAUAAACAUAGAGAUCAGAAUAAUCACCAAGAUGAUAUUAUUGAUACAGAGAAUAUUUCCAACAAAGACGUGAAAAAUAAAAAAGAUGAUGAUCAUAAAAAAAAAAAAAAAAGACAAAAAAGUUAUAAUUCUUCUGAUAUUCAUUCAGAUAAUAGCAGUUCACAGAUAGGUUCUAAAAAAUAUAUUGAUAGUAAAUUAGAUAGCACAGAAAAUAAAACUAAAAGAAACAAAAUUUAUAAAAAUAAAAAUAAUACUAAUAGUA